UGCUCGCACACCAUCUACCUCCUCCACAUCCUCAGCUUCCAACUACAUCAACGAAAUCUCCCCAUCAUCCCGCUCCAUCUCUUCGUCAUCCUCUUCUUCCACAUCAUCCUUCGGUUCAAUCUCGAACACGUCGUCAGUAUCCGAAGCGUCCAACCUCAUCCCGGUCAAUAACAAACGUCCUCUUCCCCCAACUUUCCAAGAUGAGUCCGAAAGGCCAUCAGUAAGAGUGAAGACGGAACAUUCGGAAGAUCACACGAUGUCGGAGGACUUCGUGAUGGAUUCUGAAUACGUCGAAUCGCCUGUUGGAUAUUACGCAGCAGAUGGAGGAUACCAGAGAGAAAUGCCAUAUCCCUCGAAUGGUACGCAGAGUACUUGUGGGAGUUUGUGGUCGACAGAGGCUUCGUUGCCCAUGUUACCACAUAUGCAGAGUGCAGUGGGUGGCAGUGCCAGCGAGGCGAGUUUCAAGUUGCCGGAAACACAUCGAUUCGACUUUCAAUGGAACGAGUCCCAGUAAGAGUUGUGAUAUAGAAAAUGAACCUGGGAGUGAGCGAAAACGAUCAAUAUGUGGGAAAAGUAAGAGGAGUGGAUUCAUAGAUAUAUUUGGAGCGUUGGAGAGGACGAAAGAUGACAUGACUUGUGGAUCGUCUGUACAGUCACCCACCCAUACAAAUGUCCAUCUGACGACCGGCGACGAAAUUUUUGUGAAUAGAUCUGUGUGUAUAGAUCAUGUAUGACGAUCAAAGA
This is a messenger RNA of Tremella mesenterica DSM 1558, 744 nucleotides long. RefSeq lists its product as uncharacterized. The coding region runs from base 257 to 514 and encodes 85 amino acids. Lineage: Eukaryota; Fungi; Basidiomycota; Tremellomycetes; Tremellales; Tremellaceae. The transcript has 2 exons. The record is from RefSeq and is a predicted model, not a curated record.